This is a messenger RNA of Pseudophryne corroboree (corroboree frog), 1783 nucleotides long. RefSeq names its product alpha/beta hydrolase domain-containing protein 17C-like. NCBI's taxonomy places the organism in Eukaryota, Metazoa, Chordata, Amphibia, Anura, Myobatrachidae. Bases 331 to 1035 code for a protein of 234 amino acids. The transcript has 2 exons. The record is from RefSeq and is a predicted model, not a curated record.
UGUCAUUUUGCAGCUUCAUAGCACUCCUAUCCUCCUAAAAUGGCUGCUACUCAACUGCUCCUCACUCUCAACUGUCACUGGUCAUGUGACCGGCUCCUGACCUUCAGAGCUGCUGAUGAGGCUGGUGGGGAUUAUCUGCCUGUGUAAUCAAAUGUACAUAUUGCACACGUAAUGCCUAAUAUGGCAGGGUAUUACACACACAUUUGUCAUUAAUACCCCUUUAAUACCCGGGAGCCUGACGUGGGAGCUCCCAGUAUGGCUAAUUAAUAUUAGUAAUUAGUAUUAUAUAAGUGUUAAGACAGGGGCCUAGCCCCUGUGCUGUGAUCGGAGAUGUCCGGAUUUUCAUGGAAGAAGCUGUUUUCCACCAUUUCCUGCAAACCGUUGGUGAACUGGAUCACCUCCAAAGUGGCCUUUCACCCUCCAGAGCCAACGUACACGCUGCAGGAGACUGAGGCCUCUCAGGCCCAUGACCUUCCUCCUGUAUGCAAACUACACCUGUCAGAGAGUGCUAACUGGCCAUACUCCCAGCAGAUACUGGAUGAGAUGGAGACAUUCUACUGUACCACCAAGCAUGGUAACAGCCUGAGCUGCAUGUACAUCCGCUGCGUCCCUGGGAGCCGGUACACCAUACUUUACUCCCAUGCCAAUGCUUGUGACCUAGGCGAGAUGUGCAGCAGCUACUAUGACCUCGGCUCAAAGAUCGGAUGCAAUAUUUUCUCGUAUGAUUACUCAGGCUACGGGGCGAGCAGCGACAAGCCGAGCGAGGAGAACUUAUACGCUGACAUCGAGGCAGCCUGGCACGCCCUGAGGACCCGCAUCAACAAAAUCUCUAAGGUGACCUGUCCGGUGCUCAUCAUUCAUGGCACAGAAGAUGAGAUUGUGGACUUUAGCCAUGGGCUGGGAUUGUAUGAGCGUUGCCCAAACACAGUGAAUCCACUCUGGGUGAAAGGAGGUGGGCACAAUGAUUUAGACACUUUCAAGGAAUAUAUAAAGAGACUCCAGUAUUUCUUCUACAAGGAGCUGCCCACAUUCUGAAGCUCCCACCAUCGAGAACACCACUCUCUGCAGGAUAUAAAGGGCCAGCGCGUCAAAAAUGUGACGUCACAUUGACAUUGACACCAUGAGUUAAACACCUAUAAAAGGACGUCCCUGGGAGCACUCCUGUGCCAGAGUGCAAGCUCCCAGUUCUCAUCAUGGAGUUUGUAUAUUCUCUGCGUGCUGGCGUGGGUUUCCUCCGGGUACUCCGGUUUCCUCCCGCAAUUCAAAAAUAUACCGUUGGGUUAUUGAUCCCAACUAAAAAUUAAACAACAAUUAACCCUAAUGUGUGUGUUCAUUUACUUUUGUUUAGGGCAGCCUAGAUGGGCCAAGUGUUGUUGUUUUUUAUGUAUUUAUUGGGAUUUUCAAGAAAAAACAUAAAUAGCAAGAGAUCCGUAAGUAUUUGUCAUCAAUAUCAGCAGCAUUUUGUAAGCAACAUAAACAUAAAUACAAAGACAAUUAGGGUCCGAGGAUCAGUCAGUGUCACACGUCUUCUUUAUAUGGGUGAAAGUGAUAAACAAUGAGCAUUGGGGGUUAUUCAGAGAUGGACGCAGAUCUACCUUCCGCAGCAAGAUCUGCAUCCAUCUACUCACAUGCUGGGGGCCACCAUGCACAGGGCAAGGCUGCCCAGCAUGUGUGUGGUGCCACCCAGCUAUGCAUUCUUAAUUAAAUUGUGAAUGCAUCGAUUUGAGGUUCACCCAUGCCUGCGCAGCCUGGCUGCGCAGGCAGGUGGUCCGGCAUAAUUUUU